This is a messenger RNA of Gavia stellata (red-throated loon), 1638 nucleotides long. RefSeq names its product polypeptide N-acetylgalactosaminyltransferase 4 (gene GALNT4). The coding region runs from base 1 to 1632 and encodes 543 amino acids. The transcript is spliced from 2 exons. NCBI's taxonomy places the organism in Eukaryota, Metazoa, Chordata, Aves, Gaviiformes, Gaviidae. Gene Ontology annotation, cellular component: Golgi apparatus. The record is from RefSeq and is a predicted model, not a curated record.
AUGAGGAUCCGUCUGGCGAGAAGAUGGACGUGGGUCCGCAAAAGCUGCGUGUUUCUCGGCUUCUUGAUGAUCGCUUACUUUGUGGUCGAGCUGUCGGUUUCUUCCUUCGGUGCCUCCCUCGCCGGGGAGAGCAUCACCAAAGGGAAAUGGGAGAGGCGCUUUUCUGACAGAGCAGAAGAGGCAGUGGAUUUGGCUCGUCCAGUUUAUGACAAAUCCCCGCCUGAUCCUUAUGCCCCAGGAGAAUGGGGUAAGCCCUCUCGCCUGCAGCUGAGUCCUGAGGAAAAGAAACAGGAAGAAGAACUGAUUGAGAAGUAUGCGAUUAAUAUCUAUUUGAGUGAUAAAAUCUCUCUCCACCGGCACAUUGAAGAUAAUCGACUGAGUGGCUGUAAAACCAAAUCUUACAAUUACAGAAGACUGCCCACAACAUCUGUUAUAAUCGCUUUUUACAAUGAAGCCUGGUCAACGUUGCUGCGGACGAUACAUAGUGUUCUUGAAACAUCGCCUUCAGUGCUUCUAAAAGAAAUUAUACUGGUUGAUGACUUGAGUGAUACUGGUGAUGUCCUCACGUUUCUAGACUGCCACUGUGAAUGCGUCUCCGGCUGGCUGGAACCACUGCUCGAGAGGAUUGCUGAGAACGAGACUGUUAUUGUUUGUCCUGUCAUUGACACCAUUGACUGGAAAACAUUUGAAUACUACAUGCAAACAGCAGAGCCCAUGAUUGGGGGGUUUGACUGGCGGCUGACAUUCCAGUGGCACUCAGUGCCUAAACAUGAACGUCUCAGGCGCAAAUCUGAAACCGACCCAAUCAGAUCCCCAACUAUGGCUGGUGGCUUGUUUGCUGUAAGCAAGAAGUAUUUUGAGUACCUGGGCACCUAUGAUACAGGAAUGGAUGUUUGGGGAGGGGAAAACUUAGAACUGUCAUUUAGGGUUUGGCAGUGUGGAGGCAUGUUGGAAAUUCAUCCGUGCUCCCAUGUAGGCCAUGUGUUUCCAAAGCGUGCACCGUAUGCUAGACCGAACUUCCUUCAGAACACAGCACGUGCUGCUGAGGUGUGGAUGGAUGAGUACAAAGAGCACUUCUACAACAGAAAUCCUUCAGCAAGAAAAGAAAACUAUGGAGAUAUUUCUGAAAGAAAGAUACUAAGAGAGCGUUUGAAAUGCAAGAGUUUUAACUGGUAUUUAAAAAACGUAUUUGCCGAGUUGCAUGUACCAGAAGACCGUCCUGGCUGGCAUGGUGCUAUCCGCAGUGCAGGAAUAGCUUCAGAAUGCCUUGACUAUGUCUUACCAGAACAUCAUCCUACUGGGGCUCACCUUUCUCUCUUCGGAUGUCAUGGUCAGGGAGGCAAUCAAUUUUUUGAAUACACAUCAAAUAAGGAGAUUAGAUUUAACUCUGUAACUGAGCUAUGUGCUGAAGUCCCUGAGCAUGAAGACUUCAUAGGUAUGAGGAGCUGCCCAAAAGAUGGAUCUCCUAUCCCAGAAAUUAUUAUAUGGCAUUUCAAAGAAGAUGGGACUAUUUAUCAUCCUCAUUCGGGGAAGUGCCUUACUGCUUAUCGUACAAGUGUGGGGCAUGCUGAUGUGGAAAUGAGAACUUGUAAUGCUGCAGAUAAAAAUCAGAUUUGGAAGUUUGAGAAAUAAUUGCUG